Messenger RNA from Mytilus trossulus (common blue mussel), 1176 nucleotides. RefSeq lists its product as uncharacterized. The record is from RefSeq and is a predicted model, not a curated record. The transcript has 13 exons. The coding region runs from base 82 to 1176 and encodes 364 amino acids. Lineage: Eukaryota; Metazoa; Mollusca; Bivalvia; Mytilida; Mytilidae.
UGGUACAUAUUACAUUCACUGUUCAUAUUGAUAACCUGCUCAGGCACAUCUGAAAGAAAUCUUCAAUGCUUGAAAUGGAAUAUGCAGCAAGACAGAUUGGAGCUCAUCUGCAGAGUUUCAGAUUUUUCUCACCCAGUUUCCUUAAUUGAUAGCCAUGGGCAAAUGUAUGCGCAAUGUACGUUCGAAAGAAAUAUCCAACACUGCAUACCAGUCUCCAGAAACCAAUCGAUUGUGACAUAUUACUCAUUGAAAUAUGUUAAGUUUACAACGGACGGAUUGACAAAAGAUAUGAAUGGUGAAUGGGUUUGCUUACAAGACGUUAUGAAAAGUAAAACAUAUGUUUCUUUAGCAAAAGGUAUAAUUGAUUCAACGGAGCUCGAGGUUCACAUCACAGGCAAAUAUCGUAAUGAGAAAGACAAUCCAAGAACUAUAAUUAGUUGUUUUUCAUGUACAGAACCAUACGGUUCUAACGUAGAAUUCCUUGAAGAUAAAAUCUCCGUAGAUAGUUUAACAUUUAUAAAUGAUAAUGACACAUGUACUCACGGAAAAGGUGUAUGCCAUCCAGACGAAUGUAACUGCACCAGAAAUAUAUAUAUACGUGUUUCACUGUACGAUACCGAUAGCAAUGAAUUUCACCAAAUGAAUAAAUCUACAGUGACAAUAAAAGCUGGCGAUAAGAUGUGGAACGAAACUAUAAACUCUAAUAAGAAAAUUAUAAUAGAACAAGAAGAACAUCCAACAAUCACAACACCGGUUGCUAAAACAUCUGAUGACAUUGCUACGGAUUCUGAAGGUGGUCUACAAGCACUUGAGGUGAUUUCAAUAAUAAUAGCGUGUGGCGUGUUUUCUGUAUUUGCAGUGAUAUUUGUUCAUCUAUAUCAUAAACGACGAGCCAUGAUACCAGAAGGGAUUGAGAUUGGAGAACGCAAGCCAUUGAUUGAAUCUCAAAAUAAAUCAACAAUCGAGACUCAAACAGAAGAUAAUAAAAAAGCGAUCGCAACAAUGACUGAAGAAUCUUUUUCAUUAAAAGUGAUACAAGAAGAAAUAGUGAUUGAAGAACGCAAGCGAUUCUUUGAUAAUAAAAUAGCGAUCGCAACAAUGACUGAAGAAUCUUUUUUAUUACAAGUGAUACAAGAAGGAACAGAGAUUGAAGAACGCGAGCCAUUGUUUGAAUGA